Messenger RNA from Homalodisca vitripennis (glassy-winged sharpshooter), 513 nucleotides. RefSeq lists its product as uncharacterized. The transcript has 3 exons. Bases 1 to 513 code for a protein of 170 amino acids. The record is from RefSeq and is a predicted model, not a curated record. Lineage: Eukaryota; Metazoa; Arthropoda; Insecta; Hemiptera; Cicadellidae.
AUGGCUGGAGUCUAUAUGCAGCGGCAGCUGAAUCUACUGGAGCCCUGGCUGAGGAAAUGGAGAAUAAAAGUCAACGCUGACAAGUGUGAAAGCCAUCAACUUCACGAGAAGUCCGAGGCAAGCGGACGGCCGACAUCUGUCCCUCAACGAGUGUGCACCCUAGCGAGGAAGGGCUUUGCCAGCAUCGGCCCUCUGCUCUACUCCAAGAAGCUUCCCGUCAAGACAAAGGUCCUGCUCUACACGGCCCCUGGUGCGACCGGUGAUUACCUACGCGGCUCCUGCGUGGUACCACCUCACCUUCCAGAGUACCUGUCUUCGGAGAGCCACCGAGUCGCCCUGGUUCAUCAGGAACACCGUGGUCAGAGCAUCGUCUCAAACAUCUCUACGAUCAGGACCUUUGUGGAUGGCCUGACUUCAUCCCUCGAAGAAGCUGCAGAAUCCUCGCCCUGGGAGCACAUUCGACAACUACAGGCCCAGGAAGUCCCCCGUCUACGUCCUCCAAUGGAUGACUGA